AAUGACGAAACGAAAAUGACGCACUUCCAUUGGUUGAUUUAACCAAGGCGUACGAAGUUUGAAUGAUCAAUGGCGGAAGGUUGAUUAUAUACAGCAUUGUUUACAGAAUUUGAUAUUGUAGGUAUUGUCAACCAGUGAAGAUGGCGACACUGUAUUCAAGGGUACCGCACACUUUAGGUGUGUCUCACCUGGAAGCAGUAGAAGGAGACCUUGCCAAUUUGAUGCUGGACUAUGAAGAAGAUUUUUUGUGGCUGGAUGAGAUUUUAGAAGCAUGCAAAAAAGCAUUAGUUACACCCGAAGUUGAGUUAUUGCCAAAGACUCCAUCAUCUAAGAAGCCACGAAGAAGAAUCGUUAAAAAGAAAAAAGAAAUAGAAACAGAAAGUGAUGCUGAUGAUGAAGAAGGUACGCCACCUAGUCGUAAAACAAGACAGACAGCUCGACAAAAAGUACUAUAUAAUAAAGAGAACAAGACCAAAGAACCUGCAAGGAAAACACGUGGAAAGAAACAGAAUUCUGGAUCGAGUGAGAAUCCCCGUCAGAAAAUAUCUCCUAAGUUAACAUCUACAAACUUAUCUAAAAUGAGUGAUUGCUCUGAAUUAGAAUUAUCAGAUGCUGAAAUGACACCAGUUGCCAAAUCAACCAGCAGAAGUACGCUAAACAAAACAGCCAUUGGUGUUGCAAACCAAUCAAAAAAUUCUCCUUAUAAUAAGGAAAAAUAUUCUGUUAAGCAAAGAGCUUCAGCUUAUGAAGAGAUGCUUGGUAAACGAUCCAGUCACAGUCCAGCUGUCACACCUGUAAAUAAAAAUAAACAUUGUAUAUCAGUGGAUAAUACACCCGAAUAUAAUACGCCAGAUACUGUUAAACACUCUAAAACAGUAUCUUGUCUUGAUAAAGCAAAUGUAGAAAACUUGAACGAAUCCAUCAUAAAGGAGAAAACAGCACAGAAAAGACGAUCAUCAAGAAAAUCACUAAAAGUAUUGUCAUCAAAAGUUAAACGUUUAUCUGUUCAUGGUCAUCAUAAUACUGGUACUCGACUGGUAGAAGCUGAAUAUUCAGAAGAAGUCACUGAGGUUAUUGAAGAACCAAAACGUAAACCUAGAACGCGAUUACGUCUUAAAAAGAAGGAACAAAUUGAGAUGAGUACUGAUGAAUCAGAAAGUACAUGUACGUCUAUUGAUAAAGACAGUACUAAAAAUGAUGCUGAUGAAAAUAAAAAUGAAUCGAAAGAUACUGUUACAACAUAUCAAUCACCUGUUAAGAAAGAUGGCACACCUGUACCUCGGCCUCGAACAUCUAAAUCCACAUGUAGAACUCCUCUUAAAUCAGAAAAUGAGUCAUGUGAUGAGAUUAUGAAACCUGUAAGCAAGAAAAACUCUAUGGAUAAAGCGUGUUCAUCGGAGAGUGAGGUCGUAAUGGAUACUGGGUCGUCAGAUGAUUGUGAUACAGGACUUAAAACUAGACGUGGCAGCAGAGGUCGUAAAGACUCAUCUCAUCGUGAUAGAGAUUCAGGUAUUUCUGGAGUUUUAAGUGCUCAAUCUAGUGCUGUUAGCUUGAAAAAUUUAGAGAUGGACAAUGAAAAGACUAUUAACCAUGACAGUUUGAAGCCAACACGUUCCACUAGAUCCCAAUCUAAACAAUAUCAGCAAUCUCCAAUCCUAGAGGGAAGUAAUACAGACGAAGUGUUCCAUACACCAGAAGUAUCUGAACCGAAAAACAACAGAAAACGUCAAGUUGAUGAUUGUGAAGAAGUGAGUUCUGCACCUAAAAGUAAAAGAUCAUGUACUGGUAUACAACAAGAUGCCAAUACUCAUGAAGAGCCCGAAAAUGAAUUGCAUGAUGGCCCUAAAACGCCAGGUAGAGCAUCUUUAGACUCUGAUCAAUAUGAAAGUAUGGAGAAUGAUAGUGAUGAUUAUACAUCACCGAAACAUAGACCUAAAAUUGUUCGACCUGUAGGACUCAACAAUUCUGCGUGUAGAUCUGCUAAUAGACCCACUAAUUUAUUGUCAGGAUUUGUUAAUUCAUUUGUUAAACGGAACACUCCUGUGAAAGCACUGUCGAUUGAUCAGAAAAAAAGAGAAAUAAUGGAGAAAGAAAAGAAAAAUGAAGACAGAGUUCAGAGAAAGAGAGAAAUGUUGAAUAAACAGAUGCAAGAACGUAAAAGGUUGUUUGCUAAUUAUGAGAUGACAAAACUUGUCAGUUAUUAA
Patella vulgata (common limpet) is the source of this 2204-nucleotide messenger RNA. Its product is annotated as inner centromere protein. The record is from RefSeq and is a predicted model, not a curated record. Bases 141 to 2204 code for a protein of 687 amino acids. The transcript is spliced from 12 exons. NCBI's taxonomy places the organism in Eukaryota, Metazoa, Mollusca, Gastropoda, Patellidae.